AUGAGGCUGUUCUACACAAAUGGAGGUGAUGCCAUUUUGGUGUUAGCAUCAAAUGGCAUUCAUUUUCUUUGGAAAUGGCCACAGGAUCUUAAAUCCAGUGGAGUGGCAACUCUCAAGGUUCACCCUAAUUUAUGGAAACCAAGGAGAGGCUUAGGGCUGAUGAACAAUGACCUUCCCAGCACCAACCCUGAAGACUCUAUGUCCUGCUUUGAUUUGUCCAAGAAUGAUUCAUAUCUCAUAUCAGCAACAGGAGGGAUGAUCUCCAUUUUUGACAUGACAACAUUUAAGACGAUGAAGAAAGUCAUGCCACUGCCACCUGCGGCAACGUGUCUUGCUUUUCACUCCCGGGAUGACGGUAUAGUUGCUAUUGGCAUGGACAAUUCCACCAUUAUAUGUGUUGUCGCAUAA
Prunus armeniaca (apricot) is the source of this 408-nucleotide messenger RNA. The record is from the annotation of a GenBank genome assembly. NCBI's taxonomy places the organism in Eukaryota, Viridiplantae, Streptophyta, Magnoliopsida, Rosales, Rosaceae.